Messenger RNA from Aspergillus uvarum CBS 121591, 1065 nucleotides. Its product is annotated as NAD(P)-binding protein. Bases 1 to 996 code for a protein of 331 amino acids. The record is from RefSeq and is a predicted model, not a curated record. Lineage: Eukaryota; Fungi; Ascomycota; Eurotiomycetes; Eurotiales; Aspergillaceae. The transcript has a single exon.
AUGUCGACCACAUAUGCUGCUGUUCAUCAGUCUACCAAAGGCGCCGGUGAUGCUCGUCCCACCGCCUUGCAAAUCAUUCAAGACCAAAAACUCGAAAACCAGCUGUCCGACAAGGUUAUCCUAAUAACUGGUUGCUCCUCUGGUCUCGGGGUUGAGACCGCACGCGCCCUCUUCGCCACUGGCGCUACUCUCUUUCUAACUGUUCGCGAUGUUGAAAAGGCGAGGUCCACAUUAGGUGACAUUGCCCACAGUCCUCGAGUCCAUUUUUUGCACCUCGAGCUCAACUCUCUCGAUUCUGUCCGCGCCUGUGCGCGGGAUUUCAAGUCCAAGAGCAAGGCCCUGAAUAUCUUGAUUGAGAAUGCUGGAGUUAUGGCGUGCCCUGAGAGCCGAACUGUGGAUGGCUUCGAAACACAGUUUGGUUGCAACCACUUGGCACAUUUUCUUCUCUUCUACCUCCUUAAGCCCGUUUUAUUGGCUUCCUCGGCCCCUGGUUUCAACUCUCGUGUUGUUAUUGUUUCCUCAGCUGCUCACCGCUAUGCGAGCGUCAAUUUCGACAAUAUCAGUCUUAAGGGUGAAUAUGAGCCCUGGAAGGCAUACGGCCAGAGUAAGACUGCCUCAGUUUGGACAGCCAAUGAAAUUGAGAGGCGAUAUAGCUCUCAAGGUCUCCAUGCCUUCAGUCUACACCCAGGGGGUAUCAAGACCGAUCUCCAACGUCACGUUUCGGACGAGCAGAAGGCUGCUUGGGACGAAGAUAAAGAAUUAGCAAACUACUGGAAGAGCACCGAACAAGGAGCAGCUACAACUGUGUGGGGAGCGGUUGCAAAGGAACUUGAGGGUCAAGGCGGCAAAUACUUGGAUAACUGCCAAAUUGCUGGUCUGUAUGAUCCGAGCACAGGUUCUCGGGGCCCUGGUCAUGCGCCAUGGGCAUUCGAUGUGGAGGGGCAGAAAAAGCUUUGGACAGAGACUCUGAAUAUGCUGCACCUGGAAGAUGAGUGAAGAAGGCAAUAAUUGUGACUUCGCGACGCUUAACCAUGAACAUCCCCCAUGAGAAACAUGAUUCCUCGC